Medicago truncatula (barrel medic) is the source of this 516-nucleotide messenger RNA. Its product is annotated as hyoscyamine 6-dioxygenase. The record is from RefSeq and is a predicted model, not a curated record. The transcript has 3 exons. The coding region runs from base 1 to 516 and encodes 171 amino acids. Lineage: Eukaryota; Viridiplantae; Streptophyta; Magnoliopsida; Fabales; Fabaceae.
AUGGCAGGACACCAACCUUUGUUUGAUGGACCAUCAUUUGAUUUGGGAAUUGAAGAAGACAUAGAGAAUUUGUCACUUCUUAUUGUGGAAGACACAUUAGAUAAAGAGGUUAUCAAUCAUGGAAUCUCAAUGAAUCAAAUGAAAGAAACAAUGAGUGUUUUCAAGGAGGUGUUUGAGAUGCCUAAUGAGUACAAGCAAAACAUGUAUGCUAAUGAUGAUUUGAAGACAUGUAGGAAGUUUACUAGCAGUCUUAGAUAUGAAACUGAAAAGGUUCAUUUAUGGAGGGAUAGUCUUAGACACCCAUCUCAUCCUUUGGACCAGUGGCAACACUUAUGGCCUGAAAAUCCAAUUACAUACAGAGAGUGUGUUGGAGAUUUUUCGGUUAAAAUUAAGGAGUUGGGUUGGAGGAUCAUGGAUUUGAUUAGUGAAGGGCUUGGUCUGCAGCGUGGAUAUUUUGACAACGAUCUUACCGGAUCAUUGAUUACCUCAAUUAAUCAUUAUCCACCGUGCCCUUAA